ACGCUAUAUGUAAACUCGUCCGGUCGCCCGGGACGCGGUACAGCGUGAGGACAGACUCUUCAUUAUUCGCAACUGCCAAUAAACAAAACGCGAAGUCACCUUGUUCUCAUUGCUGUUUUAUUUACACACACAGUUCACGCGUGACUCCUUAUCCACAGGCUCUGUUUUCCUGUGCGGGUCGACGGGGAUGUAGAGACGGGGGUCUGAAAGUACCUAAGCGCGCCGUCGAGAUGAAGCGUCCGGUGUACGAGUUGACAGUUUUCUUACUCUGGACCUUGUUUUUUGGGCCUUUGUGUUUCUCCUACCCUCUUGAAGGAGGAACAGAUGUGCCUCAGCUGAGGGUCGUGGAGGAGCUGGACCGGUUGAAGCUCGGUUUCGGAUGGAGAAACUUGUCCUGCGUGCUGUGUAAAGCGAUCUUCGCCUCUGUCGACAUCGCGCUGCUGAGUGACUCAAACAUGGAGCGAGUGUCUCGAGCUUUAGGAGAGGUGUGUGUCCGUCUUCACCUGGCCAAUCCGGAUGUGUGUCGUGACAUCACCGCACUCUUCCGUGCUGAUGUCAUCCGAGCCCUCCAGGAGUCUUUUCUCUGGCCUACAGAGGCCUGUGCUGUCUUGGUUGGACCUUCGUGUGGCCAUUUCGACAUUUACGCCCCCUGGAACGUUUCCUUACCACAAAUCCCCAAACCGCCAGUCAAGCCGCCUUCUCCACCCAAACCAGGCUCUCCACGCAGCAGGAUCCUGUUCCUCACAGACAUCCAUUGGGACGCAGAGUACACUGAGGGCAGCCUUGCGGAGUGUAACAAGCCUCUGUGUUGCCGAAAUGACUCUGGAAGAGCCAGUUGGAGGCACGCUGGGGCAGGAUAUUGGGGGACGUAUAGCAAGUGUGACCUGCCUUUGCGCACGGUGGAGAAUCUCCUGGAGAAUGUGGCUAAAUCAGGCCCGUGGGAUUGGGUUUAUUGGACAGGGGAUAUUCCUGCGCAUAAUGUGUGGUCUCAAACGCGGAACCAGCAGCUGAAUGAGCUGGUCACCAUCAGCAGACUCAUACACAAACACUUGGGGCGAAAUGUUACAGUGUAUCCAGCGGUGGGAAAUCACGAGAGCACGCCGGUCAAUAGUUUUCCUCCUCCGUUUGUGCAUGGAAAUCAUUCGUCCCGUUGGCUUUAUGAGACCAUGGCGAAGGAGUGGGCACCCUGGCUGCCUGAGGAAGCCCUGGAGACCAUACGCCGUGGUGGUUUCUACAGCGUGGAGGUUGAGCCUGGAUUGAGGCUUGUGUCUCUGAACAUGAACUUUUGCUCCAGAGAAAACUACUGGCUGAUGGUGAACUCCACUGACCCAGCAGAUCAGCUACAGUGGCUCAUACAAAUCCUGCAGGAGUCCGAGAACAAGGGAGAGAAGGUCCACAUCAUUGGUCACAUUCCUCCCGGUUUCUGUCUGAGCAGUUGGAGUUGGAAUUACUAUCAUAUAGUCAACAGGUAUGAAAGCACUAUAACCGGUCAGUUUUUUGGACACACACACACGGAUGAGUUUCAGAUGUUUUAUGAUGAAGAAACAUUGACCCGUCCACUGAGUGUGGCUUUCAUUGCUCCGAGUGUCACUACUUUUGUCAACCUCAACCCAGGAUACCGUGUGUAUUACGUGGACGGAAACUACCCUGACAGCAGCCGAAUGGUUCUAGAUCACGAGACGUUUAUUCUUAACCUGACUCUGGCCAACAACCGGCCCUUAAAACCAGACCCGAGGCCAUCCUGGACACUUCUCUAUCGAGCAUCCGAAGCCUACGGUCUGUCCACACUCUUCCCUUCAGACAUGGAGGCUCUGAUCAAACACAUGGUGAAUGACGAUCGCAUUUUCCAGCAAUUCUGGUACCUCUUUCACAAAGGCCACGUAUCCAAACCCUGCAAAGACACAUGCAAAACCUCCAUCAUCUGCUUCCUGCACAGCGGACGCUAUGACCUGCUGACUCAAUGCAGCCCGCUACAUGGAGACACACCCAAGAAGAGCAUGUGCUGAGGAGAAUGGAGAAAUCUAAGCUCAUGUUUUACAGUAAGCCUCCAUUAGUUAAGGUUAGUAAUGUAUUUCAUUACAUGAAUUCAGAAGGUACAGCCUCAACGAGCAGUCAUUUCAACAACUAACAUUAACAAAGAUGAAUAAAACCGCUAAUGAAUGUAUUAUUCAUUGUUAAUGUUAGUAAAUUAAUAGAUUAAAUCAAUGUUUCUCAACCACGCUCAUGGAGGGCCACCAACACUACAUAUUUUGUAUGUCUUCUUUGUCUGUCAAACCCAUUUCAGGUCUUUCAGUCUCUGCUUAUGAUCUGAAUCAGGAGUGUUUGGUUAAGGGGACAUGGAAAAUGUGCAGAGCUGGUGGUCCUUCAGGAACGUGCUUGAGAACUAAAUAAUAGUAAAUUAAAGGGCU
Molecule: messenger RNA, 2408 nt
Organism: Danio rerio (zebrafish)
Lineage: Eukaryota; Metazoa; Chordata; Actinopteri; Cypriniformes; Danionidae
Gene: smpd1
Product: sphingomyelin phosphodiesterase 1
Biological process (GO): ceramide biosynthetic process; sphingomyelin catabolic process
Cellular component (GO): lipid droplet; lysosome; extracellular region
Molecular function (GO): hydrolase activity; phosphatidylcholine phospholipase C activity; sphingomyelin phosphodiesterase activity
Source: RefSeq, marked validated